Equus caballus (horse) is the source of this 2293-nucleotide messenger RNA. The record is from RefSeq and is a predicted model, not a curated record. NCBI's taxonomy places the organism in Eukaryota, Metazoa, Chordata, Mammalia, Perissodactyla, Equidae.
GCAGGCGCACUCGGCGGGGCCGGAGCGGAGCGCGGGCCGGCGGCGCCAUGGUGCUGUGCCCGGUGAUCCGGAAGCUGCUGCACAAGCGCGUGGUGCUGGCCAGCGCCUCCCCGCGCCGCCAGGAGAUCCUCCGCCAGGCGGGUCUCAGGUUCGAGGUGGUCCCUUCCCGGUUCAAAGAGAUGCUCCCCAAGGCCUUGUUCCCCAGCCCUCCCGCGUACGCCGUCGAGACGGCCAAGCAGAAGGCCCUGGAAGUGGCCCGCCGGAUGCACCAGAAGGACCUGCGGGCGCCCGACGUUGUCAUCGGAGCAGACACCAUCGUGGCGGUGGGGGGGCUCAUCCUGGAGAAGCCGGUGGACAAGCAGGACGCCUACAGCAUGCUGUCCAGGUUGAGCGGAAAAGAGCACAGCGUGUUCACGGGCGUCGCCAUCGUCCACUGCUGCAGCCGAGACGGCCGUCUGGACACCGACGUGUCGGAAUUCUACGAGGAGACGAGGGUGCGGUUCUCGGAGCUGUCGGAGGACCUGCUGUGGGAGUACAUCGACAGCGGGGAGCCCAUAGGCCACCCUGAACCCGGUGGAGCGCCAGCCGCCCCAAAGCGUGUCGGCCCCAGACAUCAGUGAUCCUCGAGCUCGGGUCGCGAGGUCAGCGGCCAGUGGCUUUUGGCCUCGCUCCCGUGUCUGAUGGUGGCUUGGGGGUCUGGCCUCGUGUGUUUCCUCUUGAAGUGGCUUGCUCGGGGUCCCCCCGUGGAGCCGGGGGCCAACAGUGGGUAGGCGAGUGUAGACGCCCCCCCGGGGCUGCUGAGGCCGAGGGUGGGAGCCUGCCUUCUCCUGGUUAAAGCCGGUCUCAGGCCAGCUCAGGGGGAAGUCAAGGGAGGAGGCCCCCUCGUUCCCAGGUUGGGGUGCACAUGAGUGUUUUGGGGGACCCUAGGGACCCGGUGAGCUCCAGGCAGCUGGGCUGGGUGCACGAGCCGUGGCCUGUCCCACCCCAGCCAGGGGACACGCUUCGUGGGUGCACCGCUGGCCCUUGGGCGCCACCUCCGGAGGCGUCGGGCCCCGAGUCACGCCGCCCCCGCUUUGCAUGUUCCUCCGCGCGGGUCGGGUCGGGUCGGGUGGGGGGCCCCGCUGGCUCUGCACAGAGGCCGGCCCCGAGCUGCUGUCCGUCUGAGAGGACACGGACCACAGGGAGGCCCCCGGGGGUCCCCGCAGCUCCACACUCUGCAGCGGAGACGGGGCGGGAGGGAGAUCGGGGGCGUCCCCAGGGCGAAGCGGGCGGGGUGGGCCUGCAGGACUGGGUGCGGGUGGAAGGGAGGGGCGACGCCCCAGAGUUCCCCGGAUGUCCGCCUGGGCGCGGGAGCACGGGGCCGCCCACCCCCGUCAGGAAGGGGCGCGGAGGAGAAUGGGGGGCGGGAGGAAGGGGGUCCCGUCUCCGAGUCUUGGGCUGCGCAGCUCGUGCGUCAAGGUGGGCGGUGACCCCAGGCCGGCUGAGGGGUCCCGUGUGCGCCCUGGACCCCCCCACCCCCGGGUCUCAGCAUCUCCCGUGUCCGGGAUGCCUCGCGGGAGCCCGAGGUCGGGGGUGUCUCAGUUGCUGGGGCCCCCCUAAGAGAGCACCACAGACUGGGGGUCACCCCACUGCCGAGGGGGCCCCCUAACUAAAGGCUCCUGCCGUUUUAGGGACCUGGGUUUGGGGAAGUGUGUGGGGGGGGUCUCGAAUAGAAAGGUGCUGGGUGCUCAGUCGCUGGAGGGGGGUCUUCAAGGACCCCUCUUACCCCCGUGGAAGGAGGUGUCAGCAGGGCGCGCCCGAGGACCCCCAUAAAGAGGCCUCCGAAUGGGGCGCCUGGAAUGCAGGUGCGGGGAACAGCAUGGCGGGGGGGGCCCGGGGCCUUGACUGCCGCCCCCAGAGACUGUGGUCCCUGGGCCGCGCACCGGGCCUGGGGUGCAGGGCGGCUCCCCCCGGGGCCUAGAGGGCCACCCGUGCGAUGGCCCGGGGCCGGGUCUGAAGGAUCGGGUCCGACUUGAGCCCGGAGUCUCACUCCUCUGGGCUGCGGAUCGCGGGGUCCCCUCCACUCGUCACGGACUCUUGAAUGACGUGCCGAACGUUGACGUGUCCCCUGACCUUUGGCCGUGUCCCCUCCCCGCCCCUGUGGACUCCUCCCGACCCCGCUCAGGGACAAAGCCGGGGGCUACGGGAUCCAGGCGCUGGGCGGCAUGCUGGUGGAGCAGGUGCACGGGGACUUCCUCAACGUCGUGGGCUUCCCCCUGAACCGCUUCUGCAAGAAGCUGGCCGAGCUCUACUA